Molecule: messenger RNA, 2880 nt
Organism: Scomber scombrus (Atlantic mackerel)
Lineage: Eukaryota; Metazoa; Chordata; Actinopteri; Scombriformes; Scombridae
Gene: metap1
Product: methionyl aminopeptidase 1
Exons: 11
Coding region: 1-1164 (387 amino acids)
Biological process (GO): proteolysis
Molecular function (GO): metalloaminopeptidase activity
Source: RefSeq, a predicted model, not a curated record
AUGGCGAGCACCGAGGCGAGAAGGGAGUGUGAGACAGACGGCUGCAGCAAGGACGCCAAACUUCAGUGUCCCACAUGUAUAAAGCUUGAUAUUCAAGGCUCCUAUUUCUGUUCACAGGAAUGUUUCAAAGGGAGCUGGGCAUCUCACAAGCUGCUUCACAAAAAAGCAAAGGACGACAAGAACCAGAAUGAGACUAAGAACUGUGUGGAGAACGACAUCAACACAGACCCAUGGCCAGGCUACCGCUACACAGGAAAACUACGCCCUUACUACCCACUGACUCCCAUGAGGCCCGUGUCUGGGGACAUCCAAAGACCUGACUAUGCUGAUCAUCCCAGAGGAAUGUCCGAGUCCGAGCAGUUCCUGAAGGGGACGUCACAGAUCAAGAUCCUUUGUCCCGAAGACAUCGAAAGCAUGAGAGUAGUGAGCAAGCUGGCACGAGAAGUCCUAGACAUCGCAGCCGAGAUGGUGAAAACGGGGAUUACUACAGAAGAAAUCGACCACGCAGUGCAUCUGGCUUGUAUAGAAAGGAACUGCUACCCCUCUCCUCUAAACUACUACAACUUCCCCAAAUCCUGCUGCACGUCUGUCAACGAGGUCAUCUGCCACGGCAUCCCGGACAGAAGACUACUACAAGACGGAGAUAUACUCAACGUGGACAUCACCGUCUACCACAACGGUUUCCACGGCGACCUUAACGAAACUUUCUACGUCGGAGAUGUUGAGGAAGGAGCGAAGAAGCUGGUUGAGACCACAUACGAAUGCCUUAUGCAAGCCAUCGACUCUGUGAAGCCUGGCGUCCGCUACAGAGAACUAGGUAACAUCAUCCAGAAGCACGCGCAGGCCAACGGUUUCUCGGUGGUGAGGAGCUACUGCGGACACGGCAUCCACAGACUGUUCCACACCGCUCCCAACGUGCCACAUUAUGCCAAAAACAAAGCAGUUGGAGUUAUGAAGCCUGGCCAUGUGUUCACCAUUGAGCCCAUGAUAUGUGAAGGUGGCUGGCAGGACGAGACGUGGCCCGACGGCUGGACGGCGGUGACCAGAGACGGGAAACGCUCGGCUCAGUUCGAACACACCCUGCUGGUGACGGAGACCGGAUGCGAGAUCCUCACCCGCCGCCUCGAGGACAACGGUCGCGCUCAUUUCCUGAGUCAAGUGUAGGCUGGAACCGGAACGAACCAAGGGACUGGACUUUUCCAGACACACUGACGCUCAGCACGGCUGGGUCUCACACACACACACACACACACACACACACACACACACACACACACACACACACACACACACACACACACACACACACACACACACACACACACACACACACAUACACACGUCUCAAAACAAGAGGCACCACUCCUUUAGAGCUCAGUUUAACUGUGGCUCUCAUUGUUCUUUGAAUUAAAUAUCGGUCCCAUUAAAUGGAAGUACUUGAAUGUGUCUUAUAUCAAAUGUGGAUUGCUUUAUUGGUGAAGUGAUAGGAAGUAUUAAAAUAUUUAUAAAAUUGGGUUUUUCUUAGUCAUCAGGCCCUGGUCUGACCUCUGGGGUCAUCGUGUCACCCAGAGCUUUUACUGGCUGGCUAGUAGUUGUCUGUGGUGUGUGGAGCUCAGGGUAAAUUCAACUAGCUUCUUUUCUCUCAGCCUCUGCUAACUAAAUCAGACGUUAUGAAUUUACCAGAGAUGUACUUGAAAAGAAGAAGCAGUACUAGAGACAAAAGAGGCUUCCAGGAAACGGGGUCGACAGGUCGCCCAAUCUCACCAAGUAGCAACUCAGAACUUGUGUUACAGGUUCAGAAAAUAACACCAGGCUGGGGGAAAAAACAAGAAGUUCAGAUUUCAGGCAACAAAAAAGCAUCCUUUCGCAGCCAUGUUGGUUAUCUUCAGUUCUUAUUGCAGCAGAAGCAAUUAGGGAAGUUUCUCAACGGUUAUUCUGAUUAAUACCAAAUAUAAAGCUGCAGCCUAGCCUGGAGACGAUUUUAGUUUAGCAUAAAGACUGGAAACAGCUAGACUGGCUCUGAACCCUACUGAACUGACUGGCACACCAGAACCUCUAAAGCUCCCAAAUGAAUAUGUAACAUCAAGUACGAAAAUGACAUUGUGGUUUUUAGGGUGGUUGCGUGAGCUCAACCAAGAAAUGAACACCCUGACCCAUAAAAAUUCAUUAAAAACAACACAUUAAUUAGUUGGAAGCUGUUUCUCCUUAUUUCCAGUCUUAUGCUAAACUAAUUUAACAUCUUUUUGGCUGUAGCUUCAUACUUAAUGUUGAGCUCUACAUGUAUUUUCUGUUCUGGUUUUGAUUACUUGAAAGGCAAAUAAUCAUUUUGCCACAAGUCAAUGCUUCAGGUCAUGCUAAGCUGUUGCCUACCUAAUAAUCAUAGCACCAGGUCAACUAUCAUGUUUCCAGUAGAAGCAUUCUAUCCCAAUUGUUAUACCCUGAAGCUAUUAAUAGUGCUCAGCCAGAUUUCCAGUUGAGGACGUCAGCCCCCGUUGGUUGCUAGGAGACUUGUGAUGCAACAGCAGAGCAUCCACGUACUGAAACUCUAAAUGAGAAAAUAACAACAUUGAGCACAAAGCCGUUCAAGCACUUGAACUUUUAAAAAUCUGCUCUCUUUCGGUGUCUCAUGUUUCAAAUAGCUCCCGGUGUAGCAAAUUGAGCCUUAAACACGUCAAUGUAGGAGUUAAAACUUGCCAGAUGUAUCAAGUUAAACUGAUGUUUCCCCCUUUAUCUCGACGGUCACCAUUUACCUUGAUGUGGGGAUUCUCCUGGUGUGAGCAGCAUUCAUUAUUUCUACAUUUUUCAGAGGACUAAUGUGAUCACAGUUUCUCUGCCAUCUUUGUAUUUCUUGGAGUAAUAAAUGACUCUUCUGUAGAUGUG